AUGGGUCGCCCGGUGUCAGGAGUGGACUGUUGUGGGCAGCACCUCACGCUGGCAGCAGUGAAGCGUGUUAGCAGCUCCCUGUGCUCUAAGCAGGACACGUGCUUAGUCUCGGGGGUCAGAGGAGGCGCACGGGCUUCAGAGCUCACCAGCAACCUGGCGCCAGGAAACCAAACCCACGCCACAGCGUUCACCCUCCUGGGGCUCUCAGAAGAGGCCUCGCUGCAGCCCCUCCUCUUUGGGGCAUUCUUGGCCAUGUACUUGGUCACGGUCACUGGGAAUCUCCUCAUCAUCCUGGCCAUCGUCACGGACCCCCGCCUGCACACCCCCAUGUACUUCUUCCUCGCCAACCUGUCCUUUGCUGACAUCGGCUUCACCUCCACCACCGUCCCCAAGAUGCUGCUGAACAUCCAGACACAGAACAAAGCCAUAACCUACGCGGGCUGCCUCAGCCAGACGUUUUACUCCUUACUCUUUGCAACAGUGGACAACUUCCUCUUGACAGCCAUGGCCUAUGACCGGUUUGUGGCCAUCUGCCAUCCCCUGCACUACAUGGUCACCAUGAACCCCCAGUUCUGCAGCCUCCUGCUUCUUGCAUCCUGGGUGUUAAGUCUUCUGCAUUCUCUAUUACACAGCUUAAUGGUUUUGAGACUGUCCUUUUGCUCACAGCUGCAAAUCCCUCACUUCUUCUGUGAACUGGACCAGGUGAUCCAGCUUGCCUGCUCUGACACCUUCCUCAAUGAGCUGGUGGUAUAUUUAGCAACGGGGAUUCUGGGGAUCAUUCCGCUCAGCGGCAUCCUUUUCUCCUACUCUAAGAUUGUGUCCUCUGUUUUGAAAAUCUCCUCAGCGAGCGGCAGGUACAAAGCCUUCUCCACCUGCGGGUCUCACCUCUCCGUGGUCUCCCUGUUCUACGGGACGGUAUUUGGCGUGUACCUCAGCUCUGCUGCUACCCAUGACUCCAGGGACAGUGCAACAGCCUCGGUGAUGUACGCGGUGGUCACCCCCAUGCUGAACCCCUUCAUCUACAGUCUCAGAAACAAGGACAUAAAGCAGGCCCUGGUGAGGCUCUUUAGCUGCAGAGCAACCCCAAAGUGA
Molecule: messenger RNA, 1092 nt
Organism: Talpa occidentalis (Iberian mole)
Lineage: Eukaryota; Metazoa; Chordata; Mammalia; Eulipotyphla; Talpidae
Product: olfactory receptor 7A10-like
Exons: 2
Coding region: 1-1092 (363 amino acids)
Biological process (GO): G protein-coupled receptor signaling pathway
Cellular component (GO): membrane
Molecular function (GO): olfactory receptor activity; G protein-coupled receptor activity
Source: RefSeq, a predicted model, not a curated record